Molecule: messenger RNA, 1269 nt
Organism: Beauveria bassiana ARSEF 2860
Lineage: Eukaryota; Fungi; Ascomycota; Sordariomycetes; Hypocreales; Cordycipitaceae
Exons: 1
Coding region: 1-1269 (422 amino acids)
Source: RefSeq, a predicted model, not a curated record
AUGGCGCGUCGUCGCGACGACCCGUAUGCCCAAGACGGCUAUUACGGUCGCAACCCGCCCUACUGGGACGCCGCCGACGCUGGACCCGCGGGGCCGCCUCCGCGUCGCAGCAAAUCGGAGCGUCACCGCGGCCCACCCCCUGACUUCGACGACAGAGGCGCCGCCGCCGCGGCCCGCAGAUAUCGCGGUGGCGAAGACGACUAUGCACCUCGUGGCCCUUCUCACCGCCAAAAUGAACCGCGCCGCGCCCGUUCUCCCCCGCCGUCCUACCGCUACGAGGACCGCCGCGGUGGAGAUCCACGCCGCGAUCCCAGAGACCACAGAGACGCGAGAGAUCCCAAAGACACGAAAGAUGGCAGAAAUGCGAGAGAUGUAAGGGACCCGCGCCCCUCCCGCCACGAUCGGGAUUACCACCCUCCCCGUGGUGGCGACCGCUACGACGACGACCCCCGCCGUCACCAACGUAGCAAGACGGCAGAAGACCCUGGCCGCUACAGACGCUCUUCGCCAGACCACAAGAGCAGAGAGUACCCCGCACGCGAUGACCGAGACCGAGACCGAGACCGCCACGGAGGCUACACCAAGAGCCGUGGCCGCGACGACCCAUCACCUCCCCACGGCAGCCGCACCAAGACGCGCGACCUGGCCGACGCUCCGGACCGCGACCGUUACGCCGGCCACAGCAGCAGCUCGCGCUCCCACGGCAAGGUCAAGCACUCAAGCAAGGAUAUCACCGCCGCAGAGCCGCCCCGCGGCCGCGAAAAGCAUGUGAGCAGCGGUGGCGCUGCCGCCGCUCCGAAGGGCUUUGGCGCCAAGGUUCGCAGCUCGACCAUGCCCGCCGCGCAGACGGCAGCCAAGUGGUGGCAGAACCCGCUCGUGCAGGCCGGCGCUCGCACUGCGCUGUCGGCCGGCGCCACCGCCGCCAUGAAUAAUCGCGGCGCGCAGGGCGAGUGGCUCGGUGCCAAAGGCGCCAAAGUCGCAACGGCCGCGCUUGGCGCCGCGCUGAUGGACGGCUUCAUGGGCGGAGGCGGCGCUGCCAAAAAGGACGAGGGUGGUGGUGGUGGUGGUGGCGGCGGUGGUCGAAAUCGUGGUCGCAGCAGUAGUCGCGAUCGAGGCCGGGAUCAUAGCCAGGAUCGCGGCAAGGAAAGAAGUAGUGGCGGCGGCGGCGGCGGGCGGGCAAAGAGUGAGGGCAGAGGUAGCGAUAUACGGCACAAGCUGAUGCAGUCGGGCAUGGAUUACAUGUUGAGGAAGGCGGCUGCGCCGCGGUAA